CUCCCGGGCUGACCUGGGAGAUGACCUCUCGUUUCCCGUACCCUUAUUUGCUCGCGGCCACUCCACCAGACCGGGCACGAAGGCAGGGUGUGGAGUUCUGCCUGGGUCUAUCCAGUGCCGAACACUGACCUGAAGGGGAUGCUGGCGGAGCGCCAAAUCGUUUCCUUCCCCCAUGCCCAUUUCCCAUAAAGCACCCAGAGAUGCUCCUGGGUGCGGCUCCUCCCGGUGCCCUCCUUCUCCCGUUCGAGGGGGGAGGAGCGAGGCGCUGCCCAAGCGCUCUGAGGGUUCCAGGCUCUCCAGCUCGCGCUCAGAGAAGCAGGGAGAGAAGAGGGAGGCUCGUUAUUAACUCCCUGCCGUUGCCUCGGCCCUCUGAGCCGGCCCGUCACCCGACCCGGCCGCGCGGGCCGCGAUGCGUGAAAGGAACAGGACUGCCAAGGCCGACCCUCCUUUUGCCGGGCGGAUCCCUGGAGAGGGACAGACAACGGAAGAAACAGGUCCGACCCUUUCCUGACUCGGCCCUUGGAAAAGAUGAGCUCGGAAACCACGCGCAGCUCCAGCUGGCGCUGGUUGGCGCCCUCCCUCUGGGCCUCCCAGUGGACCGCGAAAACGUCCACCCACUUGACGUACCACCCUUGCUCCGUCUGGACGUCGGCGUGCCCGCUCUGCAAGGGCCAAGGGCCAGAGUGGGCUCGGGUGGUUCAGGAGCCCCCGUUGGCGAUCCAGAUCCAAUCAGCUGAUCCUUGGGGAAGGAAAGUCUUCCAAACUUCCACGCCGAGGUGGCGCUCCAUAGACUGGGACGACCCGUGGCGCCUCAGACAAGAACUUUACCUACGCUCCCGUUUUGGCCGGAGCUUCACGGCCAAGGGGAAGUUGUUGGAGAAGCAGGAGCUGCUGGCAGCCUCCGUGGGCAACUUGGAGUGGCUGCAUCAGUGCCUGAAGUACCAGAGGGACAUCCGCACGGACCGCAGGGGCUUCACGGCCCUUCACUUGGCAGCCGAGCACUGCAAGCUGAACUGCAUGAUGGCGCUGGUGGAGCAGUACAAGUACCCCGUGGAUAUAACCACGGCCAAAGGCUGGACUCCCCUUCACCUGGCCAUUAAUAAGGGCGUUCCAGCCGAGUCCCUUGAGUGUAUUCGGUACCUUUUGAAGGCGGGAGCUUCGGUGAAUGCCCAAAAUCACAAUGGCACAGCCCCCCUGCACCUGGCAUCUGGGGAGGGCAUGCUGGACGGCAUAAAAGUCCUGGUGGAAGCUGGGGCCAACGUACAUCUCAUGGACAACAGUAAGCGGAAAGGCCUGGAUUUAUGCAAGUUAUGGAACCACCGAGACUGUGCCCGGUUCCUGAAGGACGCCAUGUGGAAACAAGACAAGAAAGAACUGGCUGAAGAGAUGUAUCGCCUGAAGCAGCUUAAAGAGAAAUUGCGGACGAUGCAGGAAAAAUACCUCUUUAAAAAGAAGAAAGAGAAGGAAGCCCGGAACGAAAUCGCCUUCGUCCAAUGGCUCCAAACUAAGCCUCUAGCCAAACUGCCCGAGAUUAAAACCCCGGAGCCCGCCCAGGUCAGGAAGGACUGGGUCGAGGUUAAGGAGGCGCCUCCCCGGGGUAGGAAGGUGCUCUCAUGGGUCGAGAUGGAGCCUCCCCGGCUUAGGAAGGAACUCGGGCGGAUUAGGAAGGAGCCUCCCGCGGUUCCGAAGGAGGCCCCGCACGCUAAGAAGGCCGCCCAGACCCCGAAGCCUCAGCCCCCGCGGAGGCCUCAGCCGCCCAGCAGGAGGGGCUUCGCUGUGACUCCCCGAGUCCGCAGAAGCUUCCGCCCCAUGAAGAGAGUCAAGCCUACCCGGCCCGCGGGCUCCUCCUCAACCGCCCGUCCCUCUGAAAACACCCCAGUCUCGAGCCAGCCCGCCACCUCCCGCUCCCGGCCCUCGUCCAGCCCCCAGACCCUGCGCAGUCCCCGGCCCUCCUCCAUCCCCGCGUCCGCGGCCCCCUUCUCGUCCGGCUCCGCUCCCAGCUCCGCGGUGGGCCGCUCCCGAGAGUCCAGUCAGCUCCAGUCCAUCGGCGAGUUGUCCAGCCGCUCCCGGGUCGCCCCCACCGUCUGCUCGGCCAGUUCCCAGCAGCGCCCCGCGUCUUACGCGUUCUUGCGGAGCCUCUGCGAGGUUCCGCCGGAGGCUGAGCAGCCUAGGCCCAAGUGGUCCUCGGUCGCCCGCCUGCCGCGGGACCGGCUGUCCCUGCUCCACCUGUACCUGGAGGAAAUCCCCCAGGAACCCCCGCAGCUCUCCUGGAGGGCCAAGUGGAACCCGAGCACCAACCUCGCGUCGCGGCCCGUCACCCAGAUCGCCUUCCCGCAGGGCGUGCGCCUGGGGGUGCAUCCCGAACCCCCGAUCCAUUACAACUUCCAGGGUUUCCUCAAGUUCUUCCCCGACGGCGAGGGCGGGGUGCUCAUCGAGACGAUCGAAGGCGACUGGAUCUUCCCGGUGCCCCGGCUGCCCUUCCAGGUCCUGUGGCGAGAGCUGUGCCAGUGGCCGGAGCGUGAGCGCCUGGCGGGGCCCGGGGGCCCGAAGAACUUCUCCGCCGAGGACCUGCCCGUCAGGCCCUACGUCAUCGAAAACUACCUCUGCUCGGACUUCGUGGCCAUGAGCCUCCGGCAAACCUUCGACGCUGCCUUCAUCGCCUUGGUGCAGAGGCACCGGGGCUUCCCUCCCCUCCCUCCCGCCUCCCCCAGCUCCCCAGCUCCCUCCUCCUCCUCCACCUCCACCUCGAUCGCUCUCCGGCAGUGCUUGGCUCUUCUGUUCUCAGAGCCCCCGGUCCGAUAAAAUCAUUUGAUUGCCCUUCCCUUCUGCCAGUAA
Messenger RNA from Antechinus flavipes (yellow-footed antechinus), 2835 nucleotides. It is a transcript of the gene ANKRD53, whose product is annotated as ankyrin repeat domain 53. The record is from RefSeq and is a predicted model, not a curated record. The transcript has 6 exons. NCBI's taxonomy places the organism in Eukaryota, Metazoa, Chordata, Mammalia, Dasyuromorphia, Dasyuridae. Gene Ontology annotation, biological process: regulation of mitotic spindle organization; regulation of mitotic cytokinesis; mitotic metaphase chromosome alignment. Gene Ontology annotation, molecular function: protein binding. The coding region runs from base 529 to 2802 and encodes 757 amino acids. Gene Ontology annotation, cellular component: spindle pole.